AUGGGAUUAACAUACUUCAUGUUAAAUCAAUCAAAAAAGAUUCUGAAUAUUGCAUUUAGUUCGCUGGGUAAUUCUUUACAAAAGAUAUUUUGUUAUUUAGGAAUCUCUUCAUCCAGCUGUGAUGCUUCAACAAGCAUCUUAUUGUUACCUUUUAGAAAGUAUGGAUUUCUUUCUGGUGGUGAUCUGUACAAGAAAGAAAUAUCACCAUUGGCUGCACACAUAGUAGCAACAACAUCCAAACAGGGGACAUUAGUUAGGCUUCAUUCUGUUUCAGAACCAAUCAAGUCUUAUGCAACAACAUCGGAACAGGGGACAUUAAUUAUAUUUGGGAAUCUGUCAGCCAGCAGCUGGGGUCGAGUCUGCGGGACUUCAUCAUCGGUCACCGCCGCCAUCCACCAAGACGUUCUCCGACCACCUAAAAGCCAUCGAGCGACAUUGAAGACCAACUGGGACGGGAACGAAGCUGCAUCAAUGGAGAUUGAAGGAGUGGCGUUGCGAUGGUCGUCGUUCGUUACUCUCCUGCCGGUGGAUGCCACCAAAGGGGUGGUUGGGUUCACUUCUAGCAAGUCGGGUGUGCUGCUGCCACCUUUCCGUGUCACCACCGCCACUGUACGCUACCACUUGCAAGCAAGAUUCGCGUGGUGGGCUUUCCUGCUUGUCGGGGAAUUGAGAGAAACCACCGCCACCACCGUGAGGUGGUGGCUGUUGUCCCAAGACUUUUGA
Molecule: messenger RNA, 723 nt
Organism: Lactuca saligna
Lineage: Eukaryota; Viridiplantae; Streptophyta; Magnoliopsida; Asterales; Asteraceae
Source: the annotation of a GenBank genome assembly